GCAGGGCAAUUUUUCCAUCUCUGUUGAGGUCCAGCUGAAGUCUGAGCAAGGGGGUGUGGUUUCUUUCUGCUGUUAGUGGAUGAAACGGAGUGUCAUGGCUUCAGCAGUUGAAAACCAGAGGCUGCCGCAGUAUUCGUCUCCUUCCCCGUGAGCCGAACGUCCAAAAGUUAGAAAUACGAAUGACAUCGGUUGGGUUGGUGCCCAGAGAGUGACAAAAAUGAGUGGCUUGCAGAGUCCGAAUUUUGGCAGAGGAGCCCAGAAUAAUCGACAGAACAACCCUGCAGGAUCUGGCUUCAAAUUCAACACGAACUUUGCGAAAUACUCUCCGAUCACGAGUGCCCAGUCAAACAGCGAGUCUGGUCCGUGGAGCAGCACAGAGAACUCAUACUGCGGCGACGCGCCACAGCCCGACAGUCCAAUGUCACCGCUGUUUAAAAGUUCACCCCGCAGUAAUGUGGACUUCAUUCCAUUAAGUGCGAGUAGUCCUGGUCCCAAUCCAAAUGCUAGGUUUAGGGGCAGGGGUCGUGGAAAGUGGACGAUGCACUCGCAGCAGCGCUUUUAUCAACAGUCCAACAUGAGUUUCAACAACAACAGUGGAGGCGCCAACUUUGGUGAAUACAGUGGGUUUGGGCCUGGAAUGUCUCCCUACAACAACAGAAACUCCUUUUCGCCUAGGAGAAGGUUUCAACGGAGAGGUGGUCCAAGCAAUGUGAGUCAUAACUCUCCUAUGGGCGAUGUCUCACUUUUCUACAAACACUCGAUGGUUGAGGAUCCGUGGGCACCCCUGGAGCACAGACUGGCGCUGACCGCAAGCAGAGCUGCCGCAAACCCCACCCACACAGCUCUGCAACUCAGUGAUUCAGACGAUCUUGAGAAGGGACGUGGUGCAUCUGCCAGUGAUGAGUCUGAAGCAGAACCUGCUUCCUCGGACACAGCUUGAGAUGGUGCCAUUUUAUUUUAAUUUGUGAGCCACUUAAAAAACUGCCAAGCAACUGCAGCACCAAUCAAGAGUUUUAACCCAGUUGUGGGUUGCAUACGGUCUAUCUGAUUUUUGAAAGCAACUUUUGCGAGAUGACGUACAAUAUGAUUGAAAUUUAUUGUUAUAUGAACAGAAUAAAAAAAAUUAUAACUUCA
Messenger RNA from Neocloeon triangulifer, 1134 nucleotides. RefSeq lists its product as uncharacterized. Lineage: Eukaryota; Metazoa; Arthropoda; Insecta; Ephemeroptera; Baetidae. The transcript is spliced from 4 exons. The coding region runs from base 218 to 940 and encodes 240 amino acids. The record is from RefSeq and is a predicted model, not a curated record.